Ruditapes philippinarum (Manila clam) is the source of this 4545-nucleotide messenger RNA. Its product is annotated as neuralized-like protein 2. The transcript has 4 exons. The coding region runs from base 193 to 981 and encodes 262 amino acids. The record is from RefSeq and is a predicted model, not a curated record. Gene Ontology annotation, biological process: intracellular signal transduction. Gene Ontology annotation, molecular function: ubiquitin protein ligase activity. NCBI's taxonomy places the organism in Eukaryota, Metazoa, Mollusca, Bivalvia, Venerida, Veneridae.
CAUGUACUAUCGGAAGCGGAAGUUGAAGUUGACAAAGGUGUACAACUAUUACGAGUGUGUGCACAAAAUCGAAAGUUUGACAAUGUUUUCAAACUUCAUCAAGAAAUAAGUAGUAAUAAAUCAUUAAAGAAUAAUUGCUGAUCAAUUUCAAACCAAAAUAGUCUACAAAGGAAUACAGAUGUUCUCUUAGCAAUGCCAGUUACUAGAUUCCAUCCGUAUCAUGGACAGAACAUCUGUCUUGACCAUGAUGACCAAGUUGCAUAUAGAACUACAAGCUUUGCUCAUGCUCUCACAUUCAGUGAAAAACCAUUAAAACCGGGUGAAAUAUUCCUCGUGGAAAUUGAGAAAAAUGAGCGAGGCUGGAGUGGCCAUUUACGUAUAGGAUUAACUCAAUUUAACCCCGAUGAAAAAUUUGAUUUACCACAAUAUGCACUUCCCGAUCUGGCCAAUAUGGGUAGGUCGUGGAUUUCAGCCAUCACGAAAUCCUAUAACCGCGUUUAUACACAAAACAAUGACCAAGGCCACUCAGAACCUUAUAAAUCUGUGUUAGGGGAUUCGGAGAUAAUUCAUACACCUCAAGGAUCAUUUAACCGGAGUUUAUUAUUACCACUAAACAGAUUGAACUCAGUUUAUGCACAUUUCCGUAGAGACCACGAUCACGUUCUGCCGACUGAUAUUGGAAGUAGGAUAGGGAUCAUGUAUAAAAUUGUUGACAAUUUUGCUGAAAUGCACUUCAUUAUAAAUGGAGAAGAUCAAGGACCUUGUGUAAAGACAAUACCGUACCAAUCUGGUCCCUUAUAUGCAGUAAUAGACGUGUAUGGCACAACAAAACAAGUGAGGAUAAUUCAGCUCUAUGGAGUUUCAUCAUUACAGAAUGUAUGUAGGGACAUGAUUCUUCAAACAAUCAAAAAAUCACAAGUGCACUACCUUCCUUUACCCAACAAAAUCAAGAAGUUUCUACGAUACGAAUGUCAGCUGUGAUAGAUGUUACAUUCUUCAACCUAGACCACAUCUCCUGAUUGUACAAGAAACCUAAUCCAGUUCUCUCCCUUUAAUACAUGAUACAGACCUGCAGUUACUUCCCUUUUAUAUGUAUGAAAAAGAAUUCAGUGAAUAUUUCUUUUUGAAUCGUGAUAAAGAACUCUGCACUUAUUGCCAUUUAAGACACAAUAUGGUUUUGAAGUGAAUUAUUUCCCUUAAGAACCUAACAUUUCAAGAAUUUCCCUAUAUGAGAUGUUUCUGAACUAUGCAGUUGUCCCCCUUAAUUAUCUGAUUUUCAGAAUUGUAUGUUUACCAAAUUGCUGAUCUUAUUUGAUUUUUAUGAAGUUAUACACAAAUUUUCUUUUAUGAUACUACAUGGUGUGACAUACAUGUGUAUUUUUGAAUGAUAAGUUUCACAAAAUAUAAUAUUUGAAAAAAAAAGUGUAUUUGUUUCAAGAAUUUCAGAAUGAUGCGAAAAUUUAAUUCACAUAUACUGUACUUGAAAUAAUUCAAAUAAAAUGUUGACCAAACACAAGCUUUAGUAUACUUGAACUAUGUUUUUAAGUGAGUCUUUAAGACUCACAAUGGCACAAUGAUUUUGUCAUAGAUUUUUGUAAUUUUCAUAUAUACUGUUAAGGAGUAAAACUUUCAUGUUCAAAAUAUUAUUUCAUGUAAAAUGCAGACUUAAAUCAUUAUUCAUUUAAUGACAAUGUUGCUAAAUGUAUGGAAAAAUGUUUUGUUUGGUUAUCUGAGUAAUAAGAGCUUCUAUAAAGGUUGUUUUUUGUUUAUAAGUUCUACUGUAUUUUGUUGUUACAUGUACAUGAAUUACUAAGUGCUUUUUAACUUGACUAAUCCGACAAUAAAAGGGCUAUAAUACUCACUAAGUUAAUGUUUUGCACCUUUCAUUUUUUUUUUAACAAGUACAGUAGCUGUAAAGGUUUUUCAGGUGCCUGCAUAGCUCAAUUUGGAGAGAAUUCAAUAAAAUUAUAAUCCAGGGGUCCCUGGUUCAAUCCUCAAGACGAGGCAAAAUUUCCCUGUGGACAGUUGUGGCGUUAAGCAUAAUGAUCCCUCCUCUCUCAUUCAUCUUUCACUGCCCAGGUUUUUUUUCCAGGAAUUUGGGAACAUGACCUUUCCCUAUAGAAUUGGGAAUUGCAGUGAUGUUUUGUUAAAAAUUUGGAAAAAAUGCAUAUUAACUUAAAUUUUGCAGUGAUUAAAUGAAUUCAAAGAAUCAAUGUCUAGGAUGGCAUCUUCAAACAUUUAAGCACCAUAACAGAGAAGAAGCCCUUAUUUUCAAAGAUUUUAGAAUUUCUUAUUCAUUAUUUUUACAUUGUAAUUUUCAAUUGUUUAAUUUGGGAAUUUGACUGAAUAUAGGCAAUAAAAUAAGCAAAAAAAACAAACAAACCCCAAAACAUCCCUGCUGCUGAUUCAGAGAUGUAGAUUAGUAGUUGGUCACUUGUAUAGUAAUUGUUAAUACCUGGUAACACGUAGUUGGCUCUUAGAUAUACAUGUAACCAAAAAAAUGUGUUAAAAUAGGUGUGUAAAAACAACUUGAAUCUUCACACAAAAUUUAAAUUUAACUCACUGUGUAAGGCACACAACUUUAGCAUUGAGUUUCACUGAGUUACUCCCCCUGUGUAAACUCGCAGAUAUUUCUGUCUUAAACUCUUUUUCAUAUUCUUGUUUCACUAUCCUAAUAUUGAGAAUAGUCAAGCUACAUUGUAACUGGCAGCUCUUGUUUAUUUUCAUGAACUAUUGAUAUGUUUUGUAGAUAAAUAAUGAAAUUCUGAUUGUAAGUUUGUAAUAUUUGUACUUCAUGUACCAUAAUAAUAUAAUUUUUUCAUCUUUUUCGAAGAGGGACUACACUAAACCUUUAUUGUUUUGUUUUUUGUCAUAGAAGAUUUUGAGACUAAAAGAAAUGCUUUAACAUAUUAUUACAUGUAUGUUGCAAAGAAAUCCCUGAAUAGUAAGUAACUCGAGGUAUUUCUGAUUCCAUUUGGAAAAUUUCUUACAAGGUGUUGGAAAUUACAGUCGGAUAUACAGUGUUACCUCUGUUGAGUGACCACCUGUAGAACAUUAACCUCUAUACAACAAUAGAAUAAAAAAUUUGCAAUGAGGAACAUCAUGUGGUUCUACUCAGGUGCCCGUUUGUACCUGAAAUAACGCAUGUAAGGGCACCUGAGGUCUUCCUCAACCAGUAAAAGCUGGAAUGUCGCCAUAUGACCGAUACUGAGUCUGUGUUACGUAAAAACGAGAAAAAAAGAAAGCAAAGAAAAAAAGAACAAAUAUUUGCAAACAUAGUUUAAACGCUGAAUUUAACCUGCCAAACUAAGGUUUUAUCAGAGGAUAACCACUCUUACAAUGUAGAAGGAACAUUUUUUGGCAAUAAGCAAAAUCUUUGCUUUCCGAAUGGUGUUGGUCUAUGGAGGUUUUACUGUAUAUCUAGAAGCUUUUGUGCAGUAUUAGAAAAAUGCCUGCAAGACUACUUAAAUUGUUACUUACUUUAAAUAAUGUCAAUAUCUAAACAAAAAAAUUGUUACAUUUAUGAUUAGAAAAUAGUCUGGCUAUCCUACUGUCCCUGUUAUCAGUGUUAGCAUAUUACAAUUGAUUAAGGUUUUACUUUGCAUGUGUUUGCAACUUUUUACUUUAUUUAUUUUUCAGAAAUUAUUAAAGGUGUUCACAUUGUAUGUGUCCAAGAUCUUAAUUGUUGGUUACUUAGGCAAGACCCACAACUCUGGCAUAAAUUUUUACUGGUUUAUUCUUCUUAAUGAACUACUUACAGAAGCUCCCAUUGUUUGACAAACAAGCACAGGGAAUAGUCAUUAGUCAAGCAGUCUGCUCAACAAUUUUGAUUUUUUUUAAACACAUUGUUUUCUUCUUCAAACUGUCAGUUUAAUGCUAGCGUAUUCCUAACCCUGAACCUGCUGAAUUUCUUAAAUAGACAUGUCCAGGUUUCAUUGAUUGAACUGUCCUUUUUCAACUUUGUGUACAGUAUAUUAAUUUAAAGUGAAUAUUUGUUAGUCACACCAUAGAAUAUAAACCCUAGUUAGACUGCAUGGAUGUGCAGGCUGACAUGGCUUCAUACUGGUGGUAAAUGAUUCUUUAUUUCAGUUCCAGUAGGGAAAGGUUUCAACUGUGGUCUGUGUGUAUUUUUAAACUGUUUAGUUACUGUGUUUUACAUGGGAGUCUGAAAAAAAAACCUCAUAGUCAUUAAAGCUAGAGAAAUGAGACACAGGGAUAAUUAGUGGCUAAGAUGGUUCUUUCUCAACACAGGGGUCAUAAGUUUGAGUGGUACUCUCAAUGACACCAAUGACUUUCUUUUAUGACACCAAAACUAGGUAUGCUCGGGUUUCAAAUGAAGAAUACUUUAGAUUACAAAUACUUUGAAUUAAAAAUACUCGAAAUUAUGCAUACUUUAAAUAAGCUUAUGGCAUUAAUGUCAUACUGAUUAUUAAAGGUAAAAAAAAAGUUUGAACUAAAUGUACAAGAAAUGUUAUAUCAAACAUUUAAUGUCAACUGUGUAACAAAGUUCAGGUUAACUAAACCUUUCUGCUUAUACUUGGGACU